AUGGCAAAGGAAAGAAAAGAACGUAAAAGCUCUGGUGCUGCUGAAGACGAGUAUGACUCAUAUCUCCCUGCUCAAAUGCCAAUCGCCCAACCUUUGGCCCCCAAGAAGCUCAAUAAAAAAAUGAUGAAAACUGUGAAAAAGGCUUCCAAGCAAAAGCACAUCCUCCGUGGUGUCAAGGAAGUUGUCAAGGCCGUCCGUAAGGGUGAAAAGGGCUUGGUUAUUCUUGCUGGUGACAUUUCUCCCUUGGAUGUCAUUUCCCAUAUUCCUGUCUUGUGCGAAGACAACGACGUCCCCUACGUCUAUACCGUUUCGAAGGAGUUAUUGGGAGAUGCCUCCAACACCAAACGACCCACCAGUUGUGUCAUGGUUGUUCCUGGUGGAAAGAAGAAGGAUUUGGCCAAGGCCGAAGACUACAAGGAAGGUUACGACGAAAUUUUGAAGGAGGUCCCUGCAUUGGGAGCUUAA
Molecule: messenger RNA, 465 nt
Organism: Schizosaccharomyces osmophilus
Lineage: Eukaryota; Fungi; Ascomycota; Schizosaccharomycetes; Schizosaccharomycetales; Schizosaccharomycetaceae
Gene: nhp2
Product: box H/ACA snoRNP complex subunit Nhp2
Exons: 1
Coding region: 1-465 (154 amino acids)
Biological process (GO): snRNA pseudouridine synthesis; rRNA pseudouridine synthesis
Cellular component (GO): box H/ACA snoRNP complex; nucleolus
Molecular function (GO): box H/ACA snoRNA binding
Source: RefSeq, a predicted model, not a curated record